Procambarus clarkii (red swamp crayfish) is the source of this 1566-nucleotide messenger RNA. RefSeq names its product SUMO-interacting motif-containing protein 1-like. Lineage: Eukaryota; Metazoa; Arthropoda; Malacostraca; Decapoda; Cambaridae. The record is from RefSeq and is a predicted model, not a curated record.
AUGGUUGUCAGGUCACCUCACAUGGUUGUCAGGUCACCUCUCAUGGUUGUCAGGUCACCUCACAUGGUUGUCAGGUCACCUCUCAUGGUUGUCAGGUCACCUCUCAUGGUUGUCAGGUCACCUCACAUGGUUGUCAGGUCACCUCUCAUGGUUGUCAGGUCACCUCACAUGGUUGUCAGGUCACCUCUCAUGGUUGUCAGGUCACCUCUAAUGGUUGUCAGGUCACCUCACAUGGUUGUCAGGUCACCUCUCAUGGUUGUCAGGUCACCUCUCAUGGUUGUCAGGUCACCUCUCAUGGUUGUCAGGUCACCUCACAUGGUUGUCAGGUCACCUCUCAUGGUUGUCAGGUCACCUCUCAUGGUUGUCAGGUCACCUCUCAUGGUUGUCAGGUCACCUCUCAUGGUUGUCAGGUCACCUCUCAUGGUUGUCAGGUCACCUCUCAUGGUUGUCAGGUCACCUCACAUGGUUGUCAGGUCACCUCUCAUGGUUGUCAGGUCACCUCUCAUGGUUGUCAGGUCACCUCUCAUGGUUGUCAGGUCACCUCACAUGGUUGUCAGGUCACCUCACAUGGUUGUCAGGUCACCUCAAAUGGUUGUCAGGUCACCUCUCAUGGUUGUCAGGUCACCUCUCAUGGUUGUCAGGUCACCUCUCAUGGUUGUCAGGUCACCUCACAUGGUUGUCAGGUCACCUCUCAUGGUUGUCAGGUCACCUCUCAUGGUUGUCAGGUCACCUCUCAUGGUUGUCAGGUCACCUCACAUGGUUGUCAGGUCACCUCUCAUGGUUGUCAGGUCACCUCUCAUGGUUGUCAGGUCACCUCACAUGGUUGUCAGGUCACCUCUCAUGGUUGUCAGGUCACCUCUCAUGGUUGUCAGGUCACCUCUCAUGGUUGUCAGGUCACCUUACAUGGUUGUCAGGUCACCUCUCAUGGUUGUCAGGUCACCUCACAUGGUUGUCAGGUCACCUCACAUGGUUGUCAGGUCACCUCACAUGGUUGUCAGGUCACCUCACAUGGUUGUCAGGUCACCUCUCAUGGAUGUCAGGUCACCUCACAUGGUUGUCUGGUCACCUCACAUGGUUGUCAGGUCACCUCACAUGGUUGUCAGGUCACCUCUCAUGGUUGUCAGGUCACCUCUCAUGGUUGUCAGGUCACCUCACAUGGUUGUCAGGUCACCUCUCAUGGUUGUCAGGUCACCUCUCAUGGUUGUCAGGUCACCUCACAUGGUUGUCAGGUCACCUCUCAUGGUUGUCAGGUCACCUCACAUGGUUGUCAGGUCACCUCUCAUGGAUGUCAAGUCACCUCUCAUGGUUGUCAGGUCACCUCUCAUGGUUGUCAGGUCACCUCACAUGGUUGUCAGGUCACCUCUCAUGGUUGUCAGGUCACCUCACAUGGUUGUCAGGUCACCUCUCAUGGAUGUCAAGUCACCUCUCAUGGUUGUCAGGUCACCUCUCAUGGUUGUCAGGUCACCUCACAUGGUUGUCAGGUCACCUCUCAUGGUUGUCAGGUCACCUCACAUGGUUGCCAGGUCACCUCACAUUUGUUCUUGUGUUUCACGUGACUUCUGGUAG